CUAUUUUAAAACAAACACCCAUUUUUACAAAUGUUGAGAAUGCAAAUGAACUCUAUAAAGAGAUAAGUAUUCAUACCUGAAAUCAUAAAACAUGGGACAGCAAGAGAAACAUCACUCGCUACUUUCCAAGUCAAAACAUAGAAAAGAGAUGAAUUUACUAACUUGCAAUUAUUAUUUUUUUUAAUUAAAAAAAUAAAAGCAGCUUUCCUUUCCGAUCUGCCAUCUGCGGUGGAACCGCCGCCAAGAUGCAGAUUUUCGUGAAAACUCUUAUGGGGAAGACCAUCACUCUUGAGGCUGAACCCUCGGAUACAACAGAAAAUGUAAAGGCCAAGAUUCAGAAUAAGGAAAGAAUUCCUCCUGAUCAGCAGAGAUUGAUCUUUGCUGGCAAGCAACUGGAAGAUGGACGCACUCUGUCUGAAUACAACACUCAAAAGGAGUCCACUCUUCAUCUUGUGUUAAGACUCCGUGGUGGUGCUAAGAAAAGGAAGAAGUCUUAUACCACUCCCAAGAAGAAUAAGCAUAAGAGAAAGAAGGUUAAACUGUCCUUCUUGAAAUACUAUAAGGUGGAUGAGAAUGGCAAAAUCAGUCGCCUUCGUUGGGAGUACCCUUCAGAUGAGUGUGGUGCUAGAGUUUUCAUGGCUAGUCGCUUCGACAGACAUUAUUGUGGCAAAUGUCUGACUUACUGCUUCAACAAACCAGAAGACAAGUAACUGUAUAUGGGUUAAUAAUAAAAGACAUGGGGCAACUGGGUGGCUCAGUUGGUUAAGUGACUGCCUUCGGCUCAGGUCAUGAUUGCGGAGUCCCGGGAUCGAGUCCCACAUCGGGCUCCCUGCUCAGCGGGGAGUCUGCUUCUCCCUCUAACCCUACCCCCUCUUGUGCUCUCUUUCUCACUCUCUCUCUCAAAUAAAUAAAAUUUAAAAUAAUAAUAAUAAUAAUAAAAGACAUGAACAACAACAACAAAAGCCACUCAGAGGGUCUAGUGACCUAGAUGAAGGUGGGACACCAUCAAGCUAAUUUUCAGAGUAUAGACAUUUUAUACACUUUAGUACUCAAGUCUCUUGGGUCAGAGUAGCAGAGAUCUCUGAAAAAUAGCUCCCUUCAGCAAAUGACUAAAAGAUAAACUGUACACUCGAUUAGAACAUCCUGACUUGUUAAGAAUAAAAAUGGACUGCCUACGAAGAUAAAGUGUAACUCUACAUAAUGGAACGAAAACAAAUCACAAUCUUGAGUAACACAUAUAUCUCACAAUGUUGAGCAAAAGAAGGCAAAAAAUAUAUAUACAGUGAUUUUGUUCAUAUAAAGUGCAAAAACAAGAGUAAAUUACACUGUUGAGGGGAGGUAUAUAUAGGUGGUUAAAAAAAAAAAAGGAAAAGAAAAUACAAUUGCACCAAAAACGG
Messenger RNA from Mirounga angustirostris (Northern elephant seal), 1397 nucleotides. RefSeq names its product ubiquitin-ribosomal protein eS31 fusion protein-like. Gene Ontology annotation, biological process: modification-dependent protein catabolic process; protein ubiquitination; translation. Gene Ontology annotation, molecular function: protein tag activity; RNA binding; ubiquitin protein ligase binding. Lineage: Eukaryota; Metazoa; Chordata; Mammalia; Carnivora; Phocidae. Gene Ontology annotation, cellular component: nucleus; cytoplasm; ribosome. Bases 246 to 710 code for a protein of 154 amino acids. The transcript has 2 exons. The record is from RefSeq and is a predicted model, not a curated record.